This is a messenger RNA of Bufo bufo (common toad), 2576 nucleotides long. Its product is annotated as zinc finger protein 260-like. NCBI's taxonomy places the organism in Eukaryota, Metazoa, Chordata, Amphibia, Anura, Bufonidae. The transcript has 10 exons. Gene Ontology annotation, biological process: regulation of DNA-templated transcription. The record is from RefSeq and is a predicted model, not a curated record. Bases 216 to 2576 code for a protein of 786 amino acids.
AUCACAGGUCCUGCAGCUCUUGCCUGUAGCAGACACUUUGCAGGUCCUGGUCACUGGCGCUGUUAUCAGUACACAGGAUACACACAUAUAUAUGACUGUGGCCCCCGGACUCCUCCCUCCGGCUCCAGUGUCAGAAUCUUACCUCAUAAAGGCGCCUGCAAUAUUCGAAGACUAGAGCUCCCUGUACUCAUCUUCUCCUGAAAGACCCACCAAGAAUGGGGAAGAACCAGAAGGAGAUCUCCAGAAGAAUAUUAGACCUCACCUUGGAGAUCAUUUGCCUUUUGAGCGGAGAGGAUUACACCGUAGUGAAGAAGACAUCAGGGGAUUGUGUGACUCCCGUCAUCCAGGAGUCAGAAGGGUGGAGCAGGUUCUCCAUCACAGAGCCUCCCGCCUUGAAUCUUGAGCAGAAGAUCCUGGAACUCACCCAAAAGAUUAUGGAGCUGCUGACUGUAGAGGUUCCUGUAAGGUGUCAGGAUGUGGCGGUCUAUUUCUCCAUGGAGGAGAGGGAGUAUAUAGAAGGACACAAGGAUCUGUACAAGGAGGCCAUGAUGGAGAAUGACUUACCAGGGAUGGAUGAGGACAGAAGCCACAUGGGUGCGAGAAUAUUGGAUCUCACCCUAGAGACAAUCGGCCUGAUAACCGGAGAGCAUUGCAUUGUAGUGAAGAAAGUGCCUGGAGAUUGUGUGGCCCCCCGUGUGUCUGGAGGAUGGAGUGGGAGCCAGGGCCCCAUCACAGAGCCUCACCCCCUGAUACUUGAGAAGAUCCUGGAACUCACCCACAAGAUGAUGGAGCUGCUGACUGGAGAGGUUCCUAUAAGGUGUCAGGAUGUGGUGGUCUAUUUCUCCAUGGAGGAGUGGGAGUAUAUAGAAGGACACGAGGAUCUGUACAUGGACGCCAUGAUGGAGGACCACCGGCCUCUUCUGUCACUGGAUGGAUCCAGUCAGAGAAAUCCACCAGAGAGAUGUCCCCAUCCUCUAUAUUCCCAGGAUUGUCUGGAGGAAAAGCAAAGUCUGGAUGAUCAGACAAAGUCCGGUGGAACGAUGAGUAGACUCGGAAAACCCAAAGUCGUGUCAGCAAAUGGUGAGGACUAUUCACCUUGUUAUGAAGUUGACGUUAAUCAUUCACAGAUCGUGAAAAAAAGAACUGCACAUAAACGGGGUACACUUUUUACAUGUUCCGAAUAUGGGAAACAUUUAAAAAAUAAAUUUAAUCUUUCAAUGCGCAGAAAAAUUCACACAGCUAAAAGGCGAUAUUCAUGUUCAGACUGUGGGAAAUCAUUUACUAGGAAACUCACUCUUGUUGGACAUCAAAGAAUUCACACAGGAGAGAAGCCAUUCUCCUGCCUGGAAUGUGGGAAGAGUUUUAAGCUUAAAAGUUAUCUUGAGAGACAUAAGCGGAUUCACACAGGAGUGAAGCAAUAUUCAUGUUUAGUCUGUGGAAGUUGUUUUAGUCUUAAAUCGAGUCUAACAAAGCAUCAGAGGUGUCACACAGGAGAGAAGCCAUAUUCAUGUUCAGAAUGUGGACAAUGUUUCAGUCAGAGAUCAAUCCUUGUUAAACAUCAGAAGAUUCAUACAGGGGAGAAGCCGUAUUUAUGCUCAGAAUGUGGAAAAUGUUUUACACAUAAGUCAAAUCUUGUUGACCAUCUGACAACUCACAGGGAGAAGUCAUUUUCAUGUCCAAAAUGUGGGAAAUGUUUUCGACAAAAAUCAAGUCUUGUGGGACAUCUUAAUAUUCAUUCAGAGGAGAAGUCAUAUUCAUGCUCUCAAUGUGGAAAGUGUUUUAAGCAGAUAUUAGCUCUUAUGAAACAUCGCAGCACUCACAAAGGGGAGAAGUCUUAUUCAUGUACACAUUGUGGGAAAUGCUUUCUCCAGAAAUCAAGUCUUGUUAGACAUCAGAGAAUUCACACUGGGGAGAGGCCUUAUUCUUGUUCAGAAUGUGGGAAGUGUUUUAAGGAGAAAUUAGCUCUUAUCAAACAUCGCAGCACUCACAAAGGGGAGAAGCCUUAUUCAUGUACACAUUGUGGGAAAUGCUUUGUCCAGAAAUCAAGUCUUGUUAGACAUCAGAAAAUUCACACUGGGGAGAGGCCUUAUUCUUGUUCAGAAUGUGGGAAGUGUUUUAACCAGAGAUCUAUCCUUGUUAAACAUCAGAAUAUUCACACCGAGGAGAAGCCGUAUUCAUGCUCCGAAUGUGGAAGGUGUUUUAAACAGAAAUCAACUCUUCUUAAUCAUCAGAAUGUUCACACAGGGAAGAAGUCAUAUUCAUGCUCAGAAUGUGGGAAAUGUUUUAGAAGGAAAGCGAGUCUUGUUAUACAUCUGAGAAUUCACACAGGGGAGAAGCCAUUUUUGUGUAUAGAAUGUGGGAAAUGUUUUAACCAGAGAUCAAGCCUCGUUGCUCAUCAGAAUACUCAUUCUACGGAGAAGUCGUAUUCAUGUUCAAAAUGUGGGAAAUGUUAUAUACAUAAAUCAAGUCUUGUUCUACAUUAUCGGAUUCACACAGGGGAGAAUCCGGCAGAUGGCAGACAGCGUGUAUGGCGUUGUGUGGGCGAGCGGAUUGCUGAUGUCAAUGUUUUGGAUUGA